GAGACUGACUCUAGGGGUUUUGCAGCAAAACUCUAUUUCUGGUCGACAUCAAGACACAGUACCGGUAUUCCAAUUGCAAUAAUGGGCCCGGAAUGGGGGUUUCCAAAAAAUAAAAAAAUAAUGGAGAAACCCUAUUUUUUACCAUUUUUCCUAAACAUGCCCAACCAAACUCAUCCCAGGAUGACUGUUAUCUCAAAUGGCCGCGUGCCAAACACCCCCUAAGGUCUGAACAAUGCACAAGUAUGAAACCUCGCUUGACCAUAACACAACUGAUAGGGAAAAACAAGGAAAAAAUGGAGGGACUGGAAAAGUGAUAGAACAAUGGAAAAUCCUUCUUGAAACUAUCGUAGGAUGAACUCGAGGAAAUAGAUUAGCAAACCACCAAAAUGUGAUGGGUCGCAGGAGUAGUCGGAGAUGCAAGUCGUGCUUUGAGGGUUUAGCAUUUUCUGAACGGGCGGACAGCUAGUCCGCACCCUUAACUUUAUGGCGGCUAGUACGGUACGAGUACAUUAGAAAGAUAGAUGAAGUUCCAGUCGACUCGCACGAGCAGACUUUGGUACGGUAGUCUACGGGGGCGUGGGCUUUGCUUCCGCACUUGAAAUGGGUUGUCAACUAAUCUCCGAGGAAUACAGAUACUCGAAGGUGGGGGAGGGAGAUCGCUGCUGGCUAAAAACCCACAACAUGAAUUUCUGUCGUGUGAAUCAACCUUGCGCUCUUGCUUCCUUCUACAAAACUGAUAUGGCGUGAAGGGAGAAGGAACUGGAGAAUACCGGGAGGGGAGCGGUAUCUGGGGCCUGUUUCUUCCCUGAGAUCCUGUAAAGGGUGACCGGUGAGGCUCCUGUUUGUGAUGAUCGAUUGUUCGCUUACCGUGGUAGUUUGGGUGACAUUCGGAGUCCCUUAUCAGUUGGAGCUCGGGGCCAGAGAUAGAGAGACACGCUCGCAAUUUCCACCCUCACACACCUACAUGCUCGCCCCCCAUACACACAAUCCAUGUCCACUUUCGCCCUGCAGCUGAGCUCUCUCCUUGUUACUACCGAUAUGGGGAACUCUGUAGCGAUGACACCGGUAAUUCCUGGAAGCUAUCUCGAGUCUACGGGCUGAGGUUUUGGCUAGCUUCUUAUCUGCGGUAUGAUGAUGGUACUGCUUGAUUGUCUAUCUGCGAGUGCUCGAGUACCGUACAUCCUCCGCCCUCCCCCCCCCCCUUGCUCGUGGUCCAUCUUCCCAUCCCUCCCCCCUUUCCCUCAUCCGUGCUGUACUCGUAUAAUACAAUUUUAUUUCCUUCCUCCUCCCGGUUGCCGUGCUCUAUUGAUCUUGUUCUGCAUCUAAGACUUCGUAUAAUCGCUUCGAUCUCGAUGGUGAGACGCGCAUAGGAAACGGUUGACUACGCGCCCUCUUGUUUAUAUUUGCUCGUCUUCGCCUCAGUGGCAUCACCCAACGAAACAGACUGAUCCUCUUGGGACUUCGCCAGGAGGUAGCUGGAGCUGGGACUUUUGGGGUGCGUGUCGUUUGCUCCCGAAAAUCGAGUGGUAAAGGUUGUCUCAUGAGACUUCCCCCACCGUCUCCAUAUAUCAUGAGCUAAUCCCCCUGUUCGUUAGUUAAAAGUGGAUUUUUUGAGCCCCGUGUGCUAUUUCCUCUUCUGAAGUGAAGACUGUGUCUCAUGUUCGAGGUUUUACGUAAAAUAGGUCUUCAGAAACUAGGGUCCUUUUCUACCCUUACCGGAGAAUAGAAAACACGGGUGCAACCCCUUUCCAUGCCUGGGCGUGCCCUCAGAAGUUUGAAUUCUAACACUGUGGUGGAUUUAGCUUUCGGAGAGAGCUUGGGCCCUGCACUCUGCGGCUUUGCAGCCAUAGGCUUGGGCUGUUUGCCCCUCUUUGUUGGAUCGGAUUCUGUCGGAUCGAACUUUAUCCGCGGGGUUCAGCGUCACCAGUUGUCGAUUCUCGGUGUUUUUUGUCACUCGCUCCUUUCCAUUUUUUUCAUCUUCACGGUGUUUGCCCGCCUCUGGAGAUUUCGACUUCCUUUUCAUCUUUAUCUACUCCGCGGUUUAAACGUCUAUAUUCGGGGCAUGCCAGGGGAAUCACGACUGUUUUCCCUAUUCGGUACCGCCAAGACUUGAUCCUAUAAUUUGUUCGCUAUAUAGCUAGCCAAUUUUAGGGGUCUUGUUACCGUACUGUGCUAUCGGAGGGGCCAGGUGUGAUACACGGCGCGAGGAUUUAUCAUCGAUUGCAGCCGCUGCCAAUCCGGCUCGGUUGGAUUUCGAGAAGUUUGUGACUUUUAGGCAGCUAUGUUGCCGCCCCACUGUGAACCCCAAGGGGCUUUCCUUACUGCCAUUUCCUCCGCCUUCGGGACAUGUGUCCCUUCGACUGUAAGUUUGAUAUCAACGGUUUUCGGAGCGUUAUCGAUGCUCUCUUGGCUGUGUGCCCAGAUACCACAGGUACAUAAAAACUACCUCAACCAGUCUGUGGAAGGAUUAUCAUGGGCAUUUAUGGCGAUUUGGCUGGCCGGUGAUAUAUGUAAGUAGUUCCUAUGCAUCUGGCCGAAAGUUGAUCUCGGGGGUGGGGGUUUUGAAGGGAUUAACCGCUGAUUUGUGGAAACAGGCAAUUUUACGGGUGCAAUACUCCUCCAGCAACAGUUUUUUCAGAUCGCUAUAGCUGCAUAUUACGUUUUAAUAGACACGGUCUUGGUGUUCCAAUUUUACUACUAUGGAUUCGGGUCGGAAAGGCUCGAUCGACGCGCUCCUGCGAUUAAGAAGAGUGAGGGCGAGAUUGAGGAGGAUAGUAACCAAAGCCCAUCUCCAUACAGCUAUGGGACCAAUCAAGUUUGCAUUACCCGCUCCAAACUCUUUAGGGUCAUGCCCAUCUAACAAACAUCGCAGAAUCCUGACCUCGGCGGAUCGAGGGAUAGGGUGGCAAGGACAUAUCGUGACAACCGCAGCUUUCUGACUAUAGUCUUUGGAUCAGCGGCGUUGUUUUCAUCCCGGGCACAUGCCGCACCUACGGGAAUCCAGGCUCCUCUCGCAGAGAUUGAUAUAGGUCAAGUCUUGAGCUGGACAAGCUGCAUGCUGUUAGUAAUCUAAGCCCUCACCCCUGCAUGUAUUGAUCCUGACCCCCGACACAGAUACUUCUCCUCCCGAAUCCCCCAAAUCUUGAAGAACCAUUCCCGCAAAUCAACUGACGGCCUUUCACCAAUCCUCUUCAUGGCCGCUUUCUCGGGAAAUUUCUUUUAUUCCGCAAGUCUGAUCAUUAACCCACUUGGCUGGAACGACUAUCCUGCCUACGGAGGCGGUGGGCUCGCAGGACCGGAUGGCAGCGCCGCAGACGAGUGGUGGAGCAGAACACUCCCGUUCUUCCUGGGAGCCUGGAGCGUGGUUAUUAUGGAUACUAUUGUUGGGUUGCAAUUCUAUCGCUGGCCACCGAAGAAGGAUAAGUUAGAGGUAGUAGGGGUGCAGGUAGAGGGCGAGAGACAGGGUUUACUCUCGGAAGUAGAGAGCUCAUGUAAUGAUGCCAGAACUGGUUAGGAUUGGAGUUGGGGGGUUUCAUCCUUUUUCUUUCGGGGAACUCGUUUUACUGUUGCUGGGUUUUCGUCUUCACAUUUUGCUCAUCUAUAGCUCGCGCUUGGGGUCUGGCUGCUUGGCUUAAAUUUCCGUGGUUUUAGAGGUGCUAGAGGGAUUUUUUGUACCUUUUUUUCCUAUUUACAUUAGCUGGAGUGGGGCAAGGUAGAGUUUGGUCAGGUUCGCUUUUUUUUUGUCGCUUCAAUUUAUCGCUAGCUAUUUGGCAUCUCUUUUCCUGAACGGUUCAUGUCUCACAAAGAGUCGCUUUCAUAAUCACUUUUAGUAAGAGCAAUUGAAAGUAGGGAACUUGACAAGAAAUGGGGGAGAAAGGACACCUUCCUUUGCUUCCUCUUAUCCCCCCUAGUCAGUCAAUCGAGUAAGUUAAUCAAAACACGUGAAUCUUCGGCUCCUUAGCCCCCCCGAACGUUUUCUUGACCAUAUCCCCAUAAUAUACAACUCCGAAGAUUAAUCCGUUGAGUGUGGAUGCGUGGUUGAGAAUCGCAUUCUGCUGGGGGGUUCUGGAGGUUAGCAUUUCUACGAUCGCGGGGGGGUAAGGGUGCGCACACAGCAGGUAGCAAAGUCGAACAUCUUCGUGUUUUUAAGCAGGAUGUGCGGGAAGCGAGUUGGUUUCUUGGUGGUAGGGUUGGGGAGGGGGGGCAUGAGCGGUAUGAGGUGUGAUAUAUACUGUUGUCGGGGGUAGGAUAGAAUGCGGCAGGGUAUACGGAGGUACAGCUCCUAAGUUUCGUAUGAUACAAGUAUGCUUCACAGGGGCCAAGGGCAGCAAACCUCGCUUGUGGAACCCACAGAGCUUAGGCUCUGUACCUCCGUAGGUGAUCUACCGGUACCGGUAUGUGGGAUUGGGGAUUUUGGUGGUUAAGGCCCGUGGUUGGAAGCGCACCGUGUGCCGGUACCAGGUAUUGGGCCUUUUUGGGGGCGUUUGGGAUGCUCAUUGUUGGGAUGAGUGGGGUGAUGUGAUUUAAUGAGCGGAGAGGGGUGGUGGCGGGGAGAGGGGGUUUGGUUUGGGUAGGGGCUUGUUUUGAUGCGGAAUGGAGU
Tuber aestivum (summer truffle) is the source of this 4600-nucleotide messenger RNA. NCBI's taxonomy places the organism in Eukaryota, Fungi, Ascomycota, Pezizomycetes, Pezizales, Tuberaceae. The record is from the annotation of a GenBank genome assembly.